AUGGAUGACUGCCCGGACAAGGCCAACAUACAGUGCUACGGAUGCAGCGGCUUUGGACAUCUUCGCAAAGAAUGCCCGAAAGAUGAAUAUAAUGCUAGUAGCAUCACGGUACAAGGAGAAUUGCGUGAGACACGUCGAAUACUACAAAACACGCAAGAACAGCUACGGCGUGCGCAGCAGGAGAUUGGCCUGCUGAGCGAAGACUUGAGGGAAGCAAACGAUAAGCAUGAACGCUGGCGCAAAUUCGCACAGGGCAACACAUUGGAUCCCUAUGAAGCACUUAAAAUGCAAGGACUGCACAAAACGGAAGCGCAACUGAAGGUCUAUGAGCAAUACGUACGGGAUACCUUCAAUCAAAGGCCAGAUACUCUUAGCCGUACGAUCAAAAUACUCGUACACGACAUCGACUUCAUCACGAUCAAGGAGAGCGAUGGUGACUUGAGAUGGAGAUAUGACGCAGCCUUCGUUCUCGCGAGGCAAAUAUAUGAAGCACUGCUUAUGUACGGCUACGGCAGGACCCCAUUAGAUUUUCCCAUGUGCUUGGCACUGCAAGCCGCCGAUACCCAACUGAGUCUCAUCAUCGAGGAGAUGCUUGAGAAAUCCGGAGGCGAAGUGGAUUUGAGAGACGCUCGUGAUAAUCUCGCGGCAGAGCAGAAACACCUUAAGCGAAUUCACGGUAUCACGGAAUACUACCCGGGUACCACAGGGUUGCUAGCUAGAACAGCGUAUUAG
Messenger RNA from Alternaria conjuncta, 732 nucleotides. RefSeq lists its product as uncharacterized. The transcript is spliced from 2 exons. Lineage: Eukaryota; Fungi; Ascomycota; Dothideomycetes; Pleosporales; Pleosporaceae. The coding region runs from base 1 to 732 and encodes 243 amino acids. Gene Ontology annotation, molecular function: zinc ion binding; nucleic acid binding. The record is from RefSeq and is a predicted model, not a curated record.